GAGAGACAGCUGAGAACAUCCGCCGGAGGAGCAGACAGACAGACUGCGGGUAGAGUGUUGCCGGGCGCAGGGAGAGCUCCAGAGCACACCGCUAAAAAUGGGAGUCGAAAUCGAGACCAUAACCCCGGGCGACGGAAGGACUUUCCCCAAAAAAGGGCAGACGUGUGUGGUGCAUUAUGUUGGCUCCCUGACAGAUGGACGCAAGUUUGACUCAUCCCGUGAUAGGGACAAACCUUUCAGGUUCAAGAUCGGCAAGCAGGAAGUCAUCCGAGGCUGGGAAGAGGGAGUAGUGCAGAUGAGUGUUGGUCAAAGGGCCAAGCUGACCUGCUCACCUGACUACGCUUAUGGAAACAAAGGCCACCCGGGCAUCAUCCCCCCUAACGCCACCCUCAUCUUUGACGUUGAGCUCUUGGGUUUGGAAUGAAAACACAUCCACAGCCUAUUUUUUUGUGUUGUGUGACUUCCUACCUGGGUGACCUGGAGAGAAGCUAGGAGAGUCUGCACUUGAUCUAUAGGAGGCUUGAGUUUAUAGUUUCACUACUUAUUUCAUCAAACUAUGACAGUUUGUGUUCUUUUGUCUCUGUGACUGAGUUAAUUCUAUUUUUCCAUCAUAUUCUUCUUCCUAAAAACUAUGGGCCAUAACCUUACAAACCUCCAUGUUCUUAAUCUUGAAUUGUUUUGAAUUGCGCUUCACUUUUCUUUGUGUUUUUUGAAGUGCUGGUUGUGCAUGGUUACGCUGAGAAGUACAAAGUACCAAUGAACCACUAGCAGCGACAUUCAUCCCUAAUGAGUGGAUGCGUCUUGGUAUUAUAAUGUUUGAGACCUGGUGCUUGUUAUAUUACAGAAACAAAAAAAGGUGUACAAAAGAAAAUGUACAAAAAAAGCACACGUUUCUAAUCCCUAUCCAUCUUCAAAUCAGAGCAAAUGAUAAUGACUUUCUUUUAGGGAGAUAAGGUUUAGUGUUGAAUUUAGUGGCUACCUGUAGUGAAAUGUCAAGUCAUGGAGACCGAACUGAGUUUGCUUUAUAAAAUGGCCAUUUUUAUAUAGUGCCACUGUGCUUUCUUUUUCUUUUAAAUUGUUAACCGAAGUGUGAGCUCCAUAGAUGUAAUUGGCGCAAAGGAGAACCAAUCACAGUUGUAGAUAGUUCUAAUGUGUGCCUAAAUAUUCUCACCAGACACAUGGUUUACUACCUUGCCCUGUCUGCAUGUCCUAGGCCCGAUGGAAGUCUUAGUUUGUAGAUAUUGAACGCUUUGCUUUUGAUUUGUGUUAUUAUUGCCUUCUCAUCUCGCCAAGUCUUUAAACCCAUUUAAAGCCAUACACAGGUCGAACAGUGCAAAGAUAGGAUUUGUGGUGACGCACAUCAAUUGGAUUUUGUUAUUUUUUGUCUUAGAAACAAGGGAAAUGCUUGAAAUUUACAAAAGGGGGUUGAGGAAUCAAUCAAAUUUUGACCUCCCCCAAUCUUAUUUUGUGUAACAACUUCAAUCAUGUAUUUUUCAGAUGCCAACUUUCUAUCUCUGAGAAUCAACAAAGCUAAUGUAUAACAUAUUAUGAUAGAUAAUGUGCUUCUUUUUUUUUUGUAGGUUUUUUUUUUUCAAAAGUUAUUUUGUGCGUGUCAGUAAAGUACCACGCUGCCUAACUAAAGUCUGUGUGGUUGUAGAAAAAAAUGCUGACACACGGGCAUCUUAGUGUUUUUGUAUCUCAAAUAAAUAGUUUUAAAUGGAGUUUAAAUGAAGAAAUACACCAGCCUGGUUGUCAGAUAUUGACUUUGGCUGUCGAUGUUACUAAUUGGCCAAGCUGCAACUGGUGAGACAGCAGUCCACCUCUGUACUGUGUAGUUAUGUGCUGAUACUUUACUGUAUGCAGGCUAAACCAAUGAUGACAUAUUUAAAAUAAAAGAAGUGCUCUCCA
Messenger RNA from Xiphias gladius (swordfish), 1908 nucleotides. RefSeq names its product FKBP prolyl isomerase 1Ab (gene fkbp1ab). The coding region runs from base 98 to 424 and encodes 108 amino acids. The transcript has 5 exons. Gene Ontology annotation, molecular function: peptidyl-prolyl cis-trans isomerase activity. The record is from RefSeq and is a predicted model, not a curated record. Lineage: Eukaryota; Metazoa; Chordata; Actinopteri; Istiophoriformes; Xiphiidae.